Lemur catta (Ring-tailed lemur) is the source of this 2003-nucleotide messenger RNA. It is a transcript of the gene SLC39A5, whose product is annotated as solute carrier family 39 member 5. Gene Ontology annotation, cellular component: membrane. The transcript is spliced from 13 exons. The coding region runs from base 270 to 1886 and encodes 538 amino acids. Lineage: Eukaryota; Metazoa; Chordata; Mammalia; Primates; Lemuridae. Gene Ontology annotation, biological process: zinc ion import across plasma membrane; intracellular zinc ion homeostasis; BMP signaling pathway. The record is from RefSeq and is a predicted model, not a curated record. Gene Ontology annotation, molecular function: zinc ion transmembrane transporter activity.
CCCCCCCAGGCUAGAACCAAGAAGGCUGUGUCCCCCUUCCUCUGGGUGUCCUUCCUGUCUCCCGCUAUCAGGGCUUCCCCUUUCUUGGUGAUUGAUUUCUAGAGCUCUGACUCUCAGUCGUCUUGGGGAACCUUAACAUCCGCAGCAAGGCCUGACGGGGGACCUGAGGUGACUGCUCUCACGAUUUUUGCCAGUGGGGGCACAGUCCUCACGAUGUUCCAGGGGUAAUAGGAGUUGGAACCAGAGCCUCAAAGCCAUUCCCUGCAACCAUGGGGCCCUCAUUGAGUCGUCUACUGGCUGGUCUCUGUGUAUGGGUGGUCUUGCGCUGGGUAGGGGGCUCAGUCCCCAACCUGGGCCCUGCAGAGCAGGAGCAGAACCAUUACCUGGCCCAGCUGUUUGGCCUGUAUGGAGAGAAUGGGACGCUGACUGCAGGGGGCCUUGCCAGGCUUCUCCACAGCCUGGGGCUAGGCCGAGUUCAGGGGCUUCGCCUGGGACACCAUGGGCCUCAGACUGGGCAGGCCAUACCCCCAGCCGCAGACAAUUCCACACACAGGCCACAGGACCCUGAGCUGAGUGUGGAUGUCUGGGCAGGGAUGCCUCUGGGUCCCUCAGGGUGGGGUGAUCUGGAGGAGUCAAAGGCCCCCCACCUACCCCAUGGGCCAGCCGCCUCGGGCCUGGACCUCUUUCACAGGCUUCUGCUGCUGGACCACUCGUUGGCUGACCAUCUGAAUGAGGAUUGUCUGAAUGGCUCUCAGCUGCUGGUCAACUUUGGCCUGAGCCCUGCUGCUCCUCUGACCCCUCGUCAGUUUGCUCUGCUGUGCCCAGCCCUGCUUUAUCAGAUCGACAGCCGUGUCUGCAUCCAAGCUCCAACCCCUGCACCCCCAGUGAAUCUCCUAUCUGCCUUGCUUCACAGCACCCUGGCAAUCCUGUUGCUCAGCCUCCCUGCUCCCCUCUCCCUGCUGUUGCUGCGGCUCCUGGGACCUCGUCUAUUGCGACCCCUGCUGGGCUUCCUGGGUGCCCUGGCAGUGGGCACUCUUUGUGGGGAUGCACUGCUACACCUGCUGCCUCACGUACAAGAAGGGCAGCACGCAGGACCUAGUGGGCAACCAGAAGAGGACCUGAGUCCAGGGCUAUUGGUGCUUGGAGGCCUCUUCCUGCUCUUCGUGCUGGAGAACAUGCUAGGGCUUUUGCGGCACCGAGGGCUCAGGCCAAGAUGCUGCAGGCGAAAAAGAAGGGAUCUCGCAACACCAAACCUGGACCUGGAGGAUGGCAGUGGGAUGGCCCUUCAGCCCCUACAGGCAGCUCCAGAGCCAGGGGCUCAGGGCCAGAAGGAAGACAGCCAGCCCCCACCAGCCGCAGCCCCUUCUGGGCACCAAGGCCACAGUCAUGGGCACCAAGGUGGCACCAACAUCACGUGGAUGGUCCUCCUGGGAGACGGUCUACACAACCUUACUGAUGGGCUGGCCAUAGGUGCUGCCUUCUCUGACGGCUUCUCUAGUGGCCUCAGCACCACCCUAGCAGUCUUCUGCCAUGAGUUGCCCCACGAACUGGGUGACUUUGCAGUGCUACUCCAGGCAGGGCUGCCUUUUCGGCGGCUGCUGCUGCUGAGCCUCGUGUCUGGAGCCCUGGGACUGGGGGGUGCCGCCCUGGGGGUGGGGCUCAGCUUGGGCCCUGCCCCCCUCACUCCCUGGGUAUUUGGGAUCACUGCCGGGGUCUUCCUCUAUGUGGCCCUUGUGGACAUGCUACCAGCCCUGCUUCGUCCUCCUGAGCCCUUACCUAUGCUUGAUGUGCUACUGCAGGGGCUGGGGCUGCUGCUGGGGGGCAGCCUCAUGCUUACCAUAGCCCUGCUGGAGGAGCAGCUAUUGCCCCUGGUCUCUGAUGGCUGAUGGGGCCAGUGGAGAGGGGUCCAGGUUGCCCUUUCCUUCCCCCCAACCACAGGAAAGGAGGCGGGACACAGGGCCAGUAGGAGCAAUAGGAUUUUAAUAAACAGAACCCAUCCCAAA